UGUUAACACUUUCCCGCAGAGUCAAAUUAUGAGUAAUCGGGAAGCAACAUGGGAAGAGCGAAUUUGAAUAGAAACCUGACUGUACAAAACGUUCAGAUCAUCACGAAUCGCUUAACUUUUAGAGAGACAGCCGGUGAUACAUGUACGCUUGUCAUCCAAGAGGCUUCUAAAAUUAAUCACUGAAACGCUGCGAAGAAGCCAGCAACUCCAGUGCCGAGCAGCGGCGCAGCCAACUACGAUGACUUCCGGUGGGAAUAGAAGUGCAGUAAACGAGUUUUUUUCAGCCAGUAAUGGAGCCAAGGGAGAAAACAGAUUGGAAGAAUACGCAAACAGAGUUGAGGGAAGAUAUUUUGAGAUUGCCACAACUUCUGCAUGAACCUGAUGCAGAGAACCUAGAAUUUCAAAGAAAAAAUCAAACAGUGCUGGAAAGGCUUUCUCUUACAAAUGAUUCUUUGCAUUCACACAACAUGAGGCAUCGAGAUCCUGAGAAGCUGGAAUUAAAACGAAAGGUGCAAGAUCUCAAGGAGAAGGAUAGAAGGCAGUCUUUGGUCUUUCAGAACAUGCAUAGCAUGUUGGCUCCAUAUAAAGCUCAAUAUGCAAGGCGGGGGCAGCAGGCAAUGUUGCUAAAACAGAAAAAGGAGUUUGUAAUUCAUGAUGAACAUAGCAGUGUUGACAGUUCUAACAUCAAGACUGAAGCCCAGGAGCAGAGAUGCAAUGUACCAACAAAGUCAGGCCCUGGUAUGGAAAGUUGUGAAAGCUUUCUGCUGGAAGAACUGAUUACUGAUUGGAGAGGGGAACUUGAUGACUUUAAGUGCAAGGAAGAAAAAUGGGAAAAGGAGCGAGAGUUGCUAAAAUCCUGUAUUAAUGGAGAACGUGGUCGUCUCAACUAUCUUUGGAAAGAAGUGUCAAGCUUCAGAAGAUGCUUUGAUGCAAUGAAAACAUCAACCAGCAGAGAUCUUUGCCAAUUUCAGAAUGAACUGAAUAACCUUUCUACAUCCCUGAUGUCAAAUGUUGGAAUUUUAUUCUCCACGUUUUAUUCAUUACCCCACAAUUAUUCUCCAAUUUCUUCAUCUUUCUCUUCUCAAACUCCUCUUGCAAGCAACAAAUCGUCUAAUGAAACUCAAAAGAAGGUUGGAGAAGACGACCAAUGGCUUAUUGAGAAGUCUGCCCUAGAAACAAGGAUCGUAGACCUUUCAAAAUCUCUUCAGGUUGUGACAAAUGAGAGAGAUGAUUUGAUAGUGCAAGGACAGAAAAGAGAGGAAGAGAGAGAUAGAGAAAUGAAUCUUGUUCGUGAAGCUGUGGAAAAGCUGGGUGCUAUUGCUUGUCAGCAGUUUAUUGAUGAACAAGCACUUCGUGAUACCCUUGCAAGUUCUGUCAUGGGGUUGUCAUCUUUGCUUAAUUACAUCGCAGAAAUUCAAAAUAUUAUCCAUAAAAGAAACCAGAAGAUGCAGGAAAUAGGAAAGACUGUAAAUAACCACAUUAGCAGAGACUUUAAAAAGGCAUUGAUACAGUUUCGUUUGGAGGAACAAGAGAGACAGCCCAGAGUAUCAGAACCUGAAUCACUUGACAGUAUUGAUGUUCAAACCACAAGUGAAAAUUCAUUCUACUACCUGCCAAGUCCAGAUUCAGCAUCCAGUGAGGCAACCGUCCCUCUUUAUUCCCAUCCAGUAGUCAAGACUGAGUUCCAAAACAUUACUCCAGAAACCUGGGACAAUCCUGAAGUGGUCUCUCCUGAACAGUCUAAUCAGUCCUUCAGCAAAAGAUCACCUGCUCAGUUAAAUGAAGAAAAGCAAAAGAUAGAAAUUUUCACUGUACAGAGGGCAAUUGAUGGGGCUGAAAUGGAAAGAGAUAUGAUCAAAAUAGAAAGAGAUCAUUUACAAAGUAAUCUGAAAAAGGCUAAUGACAAAAACCAUUAUCUAUCCGUUUCUUGUAACCAAUUAACAAUGGACCUGGACAAGCAAAAAGAUGUGGUAGCCAAAAUGAGUGAUCUGAAUACAGCAUUAGCAGUGGACAAGCAAACCCUUAACUCCAAUAUUCUGCAGCUUGAGAUGGAGCUGUGUCAGACGAGGUCACAUGCAGAACAUCUGGAACAUGACAGUGUCCCUGUGCGCAAGGCUUUGAAAACUGCAAUCUUAGAACAAGCAGAACUAAAACAUAUGAAUAGACAACUUCUUGCUUCACUGGCUGAAGCUGCAGAGAAUGAGAAAAAGAUGGAAGAAAAAGCAACAGCAAUAAAAAUGAUGGAUAGUGGUCAGUUGAAACAGGUGUCUCUUCUUCAUAAUUCUGCAACAAAAGAGGUUAAUGUGGUUCAUCAAAAACAACAUCUGGCUAUAGAAUAUCUAAAAAGUGCUGAGGAGGAGAAGGAUGCUCUUCUCAGACAACUAGAGACUCUUGAAAUUGAGAUGCAACAACUUAAGAAUGAUAAGGAAUCUGUGGAAACAGAAAGAAACACAAUGAGAUCACUAUAUGAAACAAUGAAAGAAAAAGUUUUGAAAACUGACAUGAAGAAUAAGGAUCUUGAAACUGUCCAAACUCAGCUGGAGGUCAAAGUGCAAACUUUACAGGAGGCAAAUGAGGUUUUCAAAGGUGAAAUUAAUUGUGUACGUACAGAGUUGUCAAUGGAGAUUUCUCGGCUCAAAUCAGAGGAAGGCAAACUACUGGAGGAAAAAGAAUCUGAGAGUGCAAAAGCAAAAUCUGAAAUAGACAGGCUGAUUGGUGAAUUAGCCAGUCUACGUCAGGAACUCAGCACUGCUGAGCAGAAAAACAAAGAACAGACAUGCGAGUGGAAGACAGAGCUGCAAAAUCAAGAAAAUGAAAAAGCUCAAUGGCAACAGGAAAGAGAGUCUUUGAACACAGAACUGGGCGAGAGGGACGGAGAGCUGAAAAAGUUGAAAACAAGAACCGACGCUCUAUUACAAGAAAAAGAGGGUUUGAACAAGUUAAUAGCACAGAAGGAUGAGGAGAUAGAAUCACUUAAUGAAAACUUAAAUUUAGGAAAAGAAAAUCUCAGAGAUAGGUCUGUCGAAAUAGAAAUCCUAAAAGGGAGAGUGGAAGACCUGAUAAAGGAAAGUGAUUUACAGAAGAAGAACAAUGAAGAAGAAAUUAACAGGCUUAAAGAACUGGUCCAAGGCUUGGAAAAGAAGAAUGAAGAAUAUACAAUUAACAUGAAAACCAAGGAUUCUGAAUUGAAAGAAAAAUAUGCAGAGGUUGAAAAAUGUGCUGAAAAAAUAGAGAAGCUAUUGAAAUGUAAAGACGAAAUUAAUUCAUUAGUGGAAGUAAAGGCAGUUGAGACUGACAGGCUCAAUGAUUACAUUUCGGUAUUAGAAAAAGAAAAAGACCGGCUCCGUUCAGAAAUGUCAAAAUACGCAGAAGAGACAGAAAGAAUGCAAGUGAAAUACAGAGAUGAACUGAAUCAUAGGACCAUUGAUUUUGAGAAUCAGAAAAGAGACUUAUUCAAAGAGCACCAGGAAAGCCUUGAAAUUAAAGAUACUGAGAUAAAAAGACUUGGCAGCAUUGUACUCACACUAGAAAGAAAAGGAGAAGAACUUGAUAUGAAUGUGAAAGCUGAGAGCACCAAGAGUGAAAAACUGCUUGAGAAAAUAAAAGAGAUGCAUCAAACAGAGGAAAGACUAAAUGCAGAGCUUCAAAGAAUAAAAAUAAUGGAUCAAAAUUUGCAGAAUGAAAACAAUAAUAUGAUCAAUGAAUUAAGACGAAUGGAAGAACUACUGAUGGCUUUGAAAGAAGAGAAAUAUAAUUUGACUGCAAAAGUGAAUGAUUUAAACAAAGAAGCAGAAGAUCAGACUAAACUGCUUAGGAGGAAAGAUGAGGAAAUAACACAGCUAAAGGACCGUAUUGCCAUGAAAGUCAAGGAAACAGAAUGUCUUCAGGAAAAUCAGAAAGAUUCUCAGAAAUUCGUGGAAAAAAACAGACAAAUGGACACGUUGAUUCAAGAACUGAAUGAAAAAUUAAAUGAGCGUGAAAAGAAAGAGGGACAGUUUUCUCGGCGACUUAUAAGCAAAGAGGCAGAAAUUGGCGAAUUACAAGAGGAAGUCAGAUUGUUGCAGGAAAAACUUAAACAAAACCUACUGUGCACAAAAGAGAAGCAAGAACAAGUUGACUUACUAAGCCAGAGCAUUCAGGUGGCUCGAAAAGAAAAAGAAGCUCUAGAAAAGCAAUACAAUGAUCAGACUGUGGAGCUAAAACUGAGAGAUGAUGAGGUACAGAAACUAAAAGACCAUGCUAGCAAGAUUCAAAAUAUGCAUCUGGAAAAGUAUGGUGAACUAGGCAGCGAAAAGGAGGAAUUAAGAUUGGAGCUUUUUCAGAAAAAUACAGAGAUUCAGGGACUGAAAAUGUCUUUGGAAAGGUUUUGCCAAGAAAAGGAGACUCUGUCUCGCUCUCUUGUAGACAGCCAAACAGAAAUUCAUAGAUUAAAUGAGAGAAUGAAUGUGAACAAUGAAGAAAUACAAACUUUAAAGCAGAGAAUAGAAAAUAUGAGGAAUGAGAGAGAAAAAUUGGAUUUGGAGCGCACGGAAAAAAAUAAAGAGAUCUGUCAACUUACUGAACAAAUUAGUACACUAAAGAAAGAACAGGAAGAGCUGAGCAGAAAAGAACAAGAGUUAUAUAGGUGGGAUGAAGUGUGGAAUAAAGAGAAAGAAAAAGUAAGAGAGAGGGACGGGGAGUGGCAAGAAAAAUUUGAAAUGUUUAAAAACGUAGAAGGAGAAAAACUAAAUGUGGCAUUUCAAGAGGCAGCAAUGCACGCUGAGAAAAUUAAGGUAUUAGAGAAAGAAAAACAAGAUCUAGAGUCACAGCUAAAAUUAAAAGACCACGAUUAUAAUAUUUGCAAUGAGAAAUUGUUCAUAAAAAUUAAUGAAAUAGCUUUGCUGAACGAAAAAAUAAACAAGCUGCAAGAUGAAUUGCAGAAUUAUCAGACUUUCAGCCAUAAGAGAAAUCAAAGAGAAAAUGCACUAGAGAUUAUGCUAGAGGCAGAAAGAAAAAAGUACAAUUUAGAACAAAGAGAGAGAGAGGAUGAAUCAGAAAAUCUAAGGAGAGAAAUUGAUGAACUUCAGUGUGUAACAGAGCAUGCCUUGGCCGACCUGAGGCAGAAGAAUGAAGCUGUACAAAAAUAUGAGGAGCGGAUGAGAUUGAACAGGGAAAAUCUGCAGAAACUGAUGUCAAUGAUUGAAAUGAAAAAUAAAGAAAUUAGUAAAUUAAAUAAAACAAAUGAGAUGCUCCAUAAAGAAGGGCAAAAAAAGCUGAUGGAUAAAGAGCAAGAAAUUGCUGCUCAGAAGGAGAAAGAGAGAGAACUUUUCAGAACUGAGCAAAAAAAGGAGGAGGAGAUAUAUAAAUUAAGAAUGGCUGUUAAGGAAACUCAGCAAGAAGCAGACAGGGUUUCUGCAUGCUUACAGGAACGGGAAGCAGAAGUCAGAAAAUUGAAAUACGAAAUGGAAAGAAAGUACAAUGAGAUAAGCAAACUCAGAAUAAAAAUGGAAGAGAUGCAAAAAGAAACAACAUCUAAAUUACUCCAAGACAAAAGUAUUAUGCGUGAAAACAUGCAACUGAGGCUAAAAAUUAAAAAAAUUGAGGGCGAAGGUCUUCAAGAAAUUAGAGACAAACUGAAAAUCCAAGAAGAAAAAUUAAUUGCUUUAAUGGGGGAAAAGAAAGAGCAAAUAUUAAAACUUAAGGAACAAAUUCAGAUCCUUGAGAGAGAGCAAACAAAUAAGCUUUUGGGAAAAGUCGGAAAAGAAUAUUUACCAGACAAAAACAAGCAGCCGCUACCUUGUAAGAUCAGUAGGGAAGAUGAAAUAGAAAAGCUUAACAUGCAUUUAAAGGAAAGUCAGAGAGAAAUGGAGUAUAUUUCUGGAGCUGUCAAACAGAAGUCAGUAGAAAUUGAAUGGCUUGCACGAAGGAUGGUUCAGCUUGAAAUAGACAGGAAGAAUUUACACUCAGUACUAGUAAAAGCAGAUGAAUCUGAGUGGGAUCAAAACUUCUUAGCAAAGAGUCUAGAUCAGGAGAUAGGAUUGCUACAAGAGUCUAUGUCUUACUAUCUUCAAAAGUGGGGUGAGUUGACAACUGCUGCAGACAAAGCAUUCUUUGAAGAGAGAUCAGCAUUUCAAAAUAGAAUUAGUGCCAUGCAGAGGGCAGUUGCACAACUAGAAUAUGAGAAGAAACAUUUAGAGGAGGAGAAAAAGAAACUUGUGGAUACCUUAAAGAGGAUUAAGAAGGAACGGGGGCACCUUAAAGAACAACUAAUUAAGAGGGAAUCAAUGACAUCUCAUCAUCAAAACUGCAGUGAAGAAGAUCAGUUAAAAAAUCGUAUUCUAGAGCUGGAAGGACAGGUGUUCCAUCUCAAGAGAAUUUUAGAACAAUUUUUUGGUGAGAAGAAGGAGUUUUGUGAACAGUCUUCCAAGAACAGCCAGCAGAUUCUGUCUUUGAGGCAGGAUCUCAGUCAGUCAUUAGCUCACGUUUCACAAGCGCCUUUGUCAUCAGUGUUAGACUCUGAAACACAAAGAUUAGAUAGAAGUGUUCGGGGGGAACAUUUAAAAUUAUCCCAAAGGCACUUUUAAAACCCAGCGAUGGAUCGACGGCUGGUCCAGGGAUGGUUCCUGCUGUGUGUGCCUGUUCCUUCAAGGAUCAGCUGCAGUUUCCCUGUGAUGCUGCCCUGGAUACGCUGGUUAAAAAAAUGGAUGGAUGGCAGGCAUUUUUAAGUCAAGGCAACAUUGGUGCAAUUUAUGUAGUCACUUGUAGACAAACAGUUGAGUACACCAGAGUAUUACUAGCAGCAGAUCCUCCUCUGGCGUUCAUGAAGAGGCAUCACUAGUGCUGCUGAGGUAGGCUCCAGGUCAGACCACAUUGGGAAAAGGAUUCCAUUAAUGUCAUUUCAAAAGCAUACUCUUGCCAUUCUUAAAGUUUACAUAGCCAUGGUAGAACAUUAAGGAAUGUAGAUAGAAUACCAGUUGUUUCGUUUUCGCUGUAUGGACUUGGUUGCACAGACAACUUAGUAAUGCAGUAAUUAUUGUGAUCUUGUGUUGAUUUCAUUAUUAUGUGGCUUCGACAUCAUGUCUUUCUUUUCAACACUCUUGAUUUGAGUUAGAUUUGGGGCUUUUUAUAGCCAAUUGUUUUCACCCAGCAAUAUUUGAUCACAAUCUUCCAUGCCCUCUUGUUUGGACAAUUAAGGAUGAAAUCAUUAACUGGAAUUCUCAAAUGUAUGCCCAUGUGUCUAAAGUAGAAAGUAAUUACCUUUACUUUUACUCUCUCAGACAUGUGUAAAAUACAAAUUUAAAAAGGAAUGCUAGUGGGUGACAUUGUGUUUGCUUUGUGCUUGGACCCCAGCUUGCGGUGGAAUUUUUAAGUCGCUAGAAGCGGCCUCAAAUGCUGCCCUGCAUAUAAGACCCUCUUAAUCCCUGUAAAUGGAGAAAGCUGGGAUAAAUUAAGAAUGACUAUUUAUUUAAAAUACUUUUUUAAUUAGACCCCAAAGAGUUGGUAGGCAGUACUUAUAAACUAUAGAUAAUGGAAUUACGGAGAAUAUGGCAACGUGAUAUGAUGAACCUCUCAACAUAAUGCCCAGUGGUCAGUGGUUUGUUCACAUUUUGUGUAAAUAAUUGUAAAUCUGUACUUUACAUUUUUCUGACAUUGCUGACUUAGAUUUUAGUGGGUCUUUUUUAGAAUUGUAACCUGACAAAUGAAUUGGGAUUGUCUGAUAAAGAAAUGUUUGUUUCUCAUGGUAUCAAAAAGUAGCAAGCAACAGUUCCUCCGCAUUGCGUUUAUGAGCCUCAUCAUGUAUUUCCUCUGCUCAUCAUAAUCCAUUAUUAGUUACUUUGGGAUAAUUUUACUGAGAGUAUACUGCAACUGAUUAUGUUAAAAAAUGAUAAUUUCAUGCAGUUUUACUAUCUAAAACCUUUUGACUUGAAUGUGUAGAGGACAUUUCUUGAAUCCCCUUGCUGGUUUUUACUCUGUAAGCCCCUUGUAUUUGAUUAGAUUUCUGUUGGCCAAACAGUUAUGUCACGGACCGGUCUUAGUUACAAUGGCUGCAGAACAAACAGAAGACAUGCUGGACAGUUUCAGUCCUUCUACCUUCCAUUUCAUCUUCAGAGGCAACUAGUGGACUGCAAGGUAAAAACUAUUUACAUAAAAUACUCUUAGACUGAUGUGCUGCCCAAUCAGUUUGGCUCCUUUUCAUGAAAGAAAAUUUUCAAAGUGUGGAGGUUGAUUGAAGACUUGGAUUUACCCAAAGCAGCUCCCUUCAGCCAUAACUUGGCUCUAUGUGUAUACAGUAUGUACAGAGCAUGUAUAUAUAAAUAUGUACCAUAUAUCUAUUUUUGUAAGAUUAGUUGGGCCACUCCAACCCCUUUAGCCUCUCGUUUUUAAAUAUUAAACUGUAAUAAUAAAACUGACUUUUAUUUUCUACAAAAUUAUUAAACUUCAUUCAAUUUUCA
This is a messenger RNA of Polypterus senegalus (gray bichir), 8432 nucleotides long. RefSeq names its product centrosome-associated protein CEP250-like. The record is from RefSeq and is a predicted model, not a curated record. The coding region runs from base 291 to 6563 and encodes 2090 amino acids. The transcript is spliced from 21 exons. Lineage: Eukaryota; Metazoa; Chordata; Cladistia; Polypteriformes; Polypteridae.